Molecule: messenger RNA, 615 nt
Organism: Penicillium chermesinum
Lineage: Eukaryota; Fungi; Ascomycota; Eurotiomycetes; Eurotiales; Aspergillaceae
Exons: 1
Coding region: 1-615 (204 amino acids)
Source: RefSeq, a predicted model, not a curated record
AUGCAACUCCCGGGCGGGCUCCUCCUCCUGGCCUUCCUUUUCUUCUCGCCCGCCGUCGCCAUUGGUGCAUCAUGCUUCAAAGUAGUCUCGGCCUUGGUCGGCCGACCAGGCCACUUAUUCAACAAGUUCCAGAGUGAAAUCUGCGAACAGGGCUGCCAACCUACUGUUUCCCAUUGGGAUCUUUGGACUCGCAACAAUACCUUUGUCCCCGCGGUGCGCAGCAUAAUGACUCGGAUGAACGUGGUUCAGAAAGAAGACGCCUUGUUUAAAAUGGGCGACGACGUGGCCGUCAUCAUCAAAGAACGCUGUGCACCCCUACUGCAUGGCCACCAUAUCUGCUCCGACCCGGCUACGUUGGCUGACUUUGGCAAUUGCUUCAAGCGCAACUUCUUCAAGGCGUCCAUCAAACAUCUUCCGGUCCUGCUCCCUAUGGCAUCAGAGCAGGGAUGCAAGGAACAGUACCAGUUCCUUCAGGGGGAGCAACUGUGGGAGGAGAUUAUUCCACAGAACAUGCGCGACUACGCGAGUGUGUGCAACCAACUUGGGGAUUCGGUGGAUGAGCAAACCUCAGAGAACCAGGAACAGAAAGCCGACGACGGACAUGACGAGCUAUAA